CGGCAGCUUGCAGAAAAGGAAGUUGUUUCCUGUCACAAAGAGAUAGAAGAACUGAAACGCCAGAAGAAACAGAUGAAAGUGAUCUCAUCCUAGAAGUGACUGCUGGAGUUGGGGGGCAGGAAGCAAUGCUGUUCACAGCUGAGAUGUUUGACAUGUAUCAACACUAUGCUGCCUAUAAAAGUUGGAAUUUUGAAAUACUGGAAUAUAUGCCCAGUGAUAUAGGUGGUUUGAGACAUGCAUCUGCCACUGUAGGAGGUCUUGAAGCUUACAGACACAUGAAGUUUGAAGGAGGAGUACAUCGUGUACAACGAGUGCCUAAGACAGAGAGGCAAGGACGCAUUCAUACUAGCACAAUGACAGUAGCAGUAUUACCACAACCCACUGAGAUAAAUCUGACAGUUAAUCCCAAAGAUUUGCGUAUUGAAACAAAACGAGCCAGUGGAGCUGGUGGUCAGCAUGUGAAUACCACAAACAGUGCUGUUCGAAUAGUUCACAUUCCCACAGGUGUGGUAGCUGAAUGUCAACAAGAAAGGUCUCAAAUCAGAAAUAAAGAAAAUGCUAUGCAGGUGCUUCGUGCCAAAUUAUAUAAUAUAAAACUUGAAGAAGAGUCAAGAAAGAGAGAGAGUGCCAGAAAGGUUCAGACUGGGACCAAAGGAAGGUCUGAGAAGAUCAGAACCUACAACUUUCCACAGGAUCGAGUUACUGACCACAGAAUAACCAGAUCAGUGUAUCACAUUGAAAAAUUCCUGUUGGGAGAAGAAUUGCUAGAUGAAAUGAUACAGACCCUAAGAGAAUACGCUGAAUAUGAGACACUAAUGGAAGUCAUUUCAGAAAGUGACCCAACCAGGCUGAGCUGAUCUUCAUCACAUUCUAACUCCACAGGUAUGGA
This is a messenger RNA of Euleptes europaea (tarantolino), 889 nucleotides long. RefSeq names its product mitochondrial translation release factor 1 like (gene MTRF1L). The record is from RefSeq and is a predicted model, not a curated record. Gene Ontology annotation, biological process: translational termination. Gene Ontology annotation, molecular function: translation release factor activity. Bases 126 to 857 code for a protein of 243 amino acids. Lineage: Eukaryota; Metazoa; Chordata; Lepidosauria; Squamata; Sphaerodactylidae. The transcript is spliced from 6 exons.